CGCCUACCAACCACCCGUUCAGUCCGCCCAGAGAUGACGCUCCGCCGCCUACCAACCACCCGUUCAGUCCGCCCAGAGAUGACGCUCCGCCGCCUACCAACCACCCGUUCAGUCCGCCCAGAGAAGACGCUCUGCCGACUACCAACCACCCGUUCAGUCCGCCCAGAGAUGACGCUCCGCCGCCUACCAACCACCUGUUCAGUCCGCCCAGAGAAGACGCUCCGCCGAUUACCAACCACCCGUUCAGUCCGCCCAGAGAAGACGCUCCGCCGCCGCCUACCAACCACCCGUUCAGUCUGCCCAGAGAAGACGCUCCGCCGCCGCCUACCGACCACCCGUUCAGUCCGCCCAGAGACGACGCUCCGCCGCCGCCUACCAACCGCCCAUUCAGUCCGCCCAGAGAAGACGCUCCGCCGCCGCCUAACAACCACCCGUUCAGUCCGCCCAGAGAAGACGCUCCGCCGCCACCUACCAACCACCCGUUCAGUCCGCCCAGAGACGACGCUCUGCCGCCGCCGCCGCCUACCGACCACCAGUCAGUCCGCCCAGAGACGACGCUCCGCCGCCUACCAACCACCCGUUCAGUCCGCCCAGAGAAAACGCUCCGCCAACUACCAACCACCCGUUCAGUCCGCCCAGAGAAGACGCUCCGCCGCCGCCUACCAACCACCCGUUCAGUCCGCCCAGAGAAAACGCUCCGCCGACUACCAACCACCCGUUCAGUCCGCCCAGAGAAGACGCUCCGCCGCCGCCUACCAACCACCCGUUCAGUCCGCCCAGAGACGACGCUCCGCCGCCUACCAACCACCCGUUCAGUCCGCCCAGAGAAAACGCUCCGCCAACUACCAACCACCCGUUCAGUCCGCCCAGAGAAGACGCUCCGCCGCUGCCUACCAACCACCCGUUCAGUCCGCCCAGAGAAAACGCUCCGCCGACUACCAACCACCCGUUCAGUCUGCCCAGAGAAGACGCUCCGCCGCCUACCAACCUCCCGUUCAGUCCGCCCAGAGAAGACGCUCCGCCGCCGCCUACCAACCACCCGUUCAGUCCGCCCAGAGACGACGCUCUGCCGCCGCCGCCUACCGACCACCAGUCAGUCCGCCCAGAGACGACGCUCCGCCGCCUACCAACCACCCGUUCAGUCCGCCCAGAGAAAACGCUCCGCCGCCUACCAACCACCCGUUCAGUCCGCCCAGAGAAAACGCUCCGCCAACUACCAACCACCCGUUCAGUCCGCCCAGAGAAAACGCUCCGCUGCCGCCUACCAACCACCCGUUCAGUCCGCCCAGAGAUGACGCUCCGCCGCCUACCAACCACCCGUUCAGUCCGCCCAGAGAUGACGCUCCGCCGCCUACCAACCACCCGUUCAGUCCGCCCAGAGAAGACGCUCUGCCGACUACCAACCACCCGUUCAGUCCGCCCAGAGAUGACGCUCCGCCAACUACCAACCACCCGUUCAGUCCGCCCAGAGAAGACGCUCCGCCGCCGCCUACCAACCACCCGUUCAGUCCGCCCAGAGAAAACGCUCCGCCGACUACCAACCACCCGUUCAGUCCGCCCAGAGAAGACGCUCCGCCGCCGCCUACCAACCACCCGUUCAGUCCGCCCAGAGACGACGCUCCGCCGCCUACCAACCACCCGUUCAGUCCGCCCAGAGAAAACGCUCCGCCAACUACCAACCACCCGUUCAGUCCGCCCAGAGAAGACGCUCCGCCGCCGCCUACCAACCACCCGUUCAGUCCGCCCAGAGAAAACGCUCCGCCGACUACCAACCACCCGUUCAGUCUGCCCAGAGAAGACGCUCCGCCGCCGCCUACCAACCUCCCGUUCAGUCCGCCCAGAGACGACGCUCCGCCGCCGCCUACCAACCACCCGUUCAGUCCGCCCAGAGACGACGCUCUGCCGCCGCCGCCUACCGACCACCAGUCAGUCCGCCCAGAGACGACGCUCCGCCGCCUACCAACCACCCGUUCAGUCCGCCCAGAGAAAACGCUCCGCCGACUACCAACCACCCGUUCAGUCCGCCCAGAGAAAACGCUCCGCCAACUACCAACCACCCGUUCAGUCCGCCCAGAGAAGACGCUCCGCCGCCGCCUAACAACCACCCGUUCAGUCCGCCCAGAGAAGACGCUCCGCCGCCGCCUACCAACCACCCGUUCAGUCCGCCCAGAGAAGACGCUCCGCCGCCGCCUACCAACCACCCGUUCAGUCCGCCCAGAGAAGACGCUCCGCCGCCGCCUACCAACCACCCGUUCAGCCCGCCCAGAGAAGACGCUCCGCCGCCACCUACCAACCACCCGUUCAGUCCGCCCAGAGACGACGCUCUGCCGCCGCCGCCGCCGCCUACCGACCACCAGUCAGUCCGCCCAGAGACGACGCUCCGCCGCCUACCAACCACCCGUUCAGUCCGCCCAGAGAAAACGCUCCGCCAACUACCAACCACCCGUUCAGUCCGCCCAGAGAUGACGCUCCGCCGCCUACCAACCACCCGUUCAGUCCGCCCAGAGAAGACGCUCCGCCGAUUACCAACCACCCGUUCAGUCCGCCCAGAGAAGACGCUCCGCCGCCGCCUACCAACCACCCGUUCAGUCUGCCCAGAGAAGACGCUCCGCC
Messenger RNA from Sebastes umbrosus (honeycomb rockfish), 2613 nucleotides. Its product is annotated as proline-rich extensin-like protein EPR1. The transcript is spliced from 3 exons. The record is from RefSeq and is a predicted model, not a curated record. Lineage: Eukaryota; Metazoa; Chordata; Actinopteri; Perciformes; Sebastidae. Bases 34 to 2466 code for a protein of 810 amino acids.